GAGCAUCUCGCUACACAGCACCAUUUUCUGUUGAGGAAUCGUAGAGUUCGCAUCGUAUCUAGUGUCUUGUCUUGUAUCGCAGUUCAAGAUGACCGGCCGUGGUAAAGGAGGAAAGGGAUUGGGAAAAGGAGGAGCGAAGCGCCAUAGAAAGGUUUUGCGUGAUAACAUUCAAGGUAUCACCAAACCAGCUAUUCGCCGAUUGGCUAGACGUGGUGGUGUCAAGCGUAUUUCUGGCUUGAUUUAUGAGGAGACCAGAGGUGUCCUGAAAGUCUUCUUGGAAAACGUCAUCCGUGAUGCUGUGACUUAUACAGAACAUGCCAAGAGGAAGACCGUAACAGCUAUGGACGUGGUUUACGCUCUGAAACGCCAAGGAAGAACCCUCUACGGCUUUGGUGGUUAAUGCGAUUUACACCUCGAGAAAAUUAAAUCAACGGCCCUUUUCAGGGCCAACAAAUUUUCAAAACGUAGGAAUCUUCUCUGGAAAGCAUGUUAUACAAAUAACUUGAAAUAUACAAAAAUUUUAUUAAUAAAAAAUAAGUAUUACAUCUUCAUUUCUAUGAUGAAAAA
Monomorium pharaonis (pharaoh ant) is the source of this 567-nucleotide messenger RNA. Its product is annotated as histone H4. Bases 89 to 400 code for a protein of 103 amino acids. Gene Ontology annotation, cellular component: nucleosome. Lineage: Eukaryota; Metazoa; Arthropoda; Insecta; Hymenoptera; Formicidae. The record is from RefSeq and is a predicted model, not a curated record. The transcript has a single exon. Gene Ontology annotation, biological process: nucleosome assembly. Gene Ontology annotation, molecular function: DNA binding; protein heterodimerization activity; structural constituent of chromatin.